CCGAGCCCAUUUGCUUAUGGGUAGGGUUUUAGGUUUCCCCCGACUCCGUUACAUAUACUGCUUCCUGGCUGUUGGUUUUUUGGCUGGCGGCUUCAUAUCUUCGAGCGAGAGAAAGAACAGGCGGAGAGUGACGAAAAGGGUUUUGCAGCAAUGGCACCGAGGAAGACUCCCGUCGUUUCCAGGAACCCGCAGCUCAUCAGGGGAGUUGGGAAGUACUCCAGGUCCAAGAUGUACCACAAGCGUGGUCUCUGGGCGAUCAAGGCCAAAAAUGGCGGCGUUUUCCCCAAGCACGAUCCUAAACCGAAGGCCGCCUCUACCGCGGAGAAGGUGUCGAAGUUUUACCCGGCCGACGAUAUCAAGGUGCCGCUUCCCAACAAGCGCAAGGCUAAACCCACCAAGCUCAGGGCUAGCAUUACUCCUGGGACUGUUCUGAUUAUCCUUGCUGGAAGGUUUAAGGGCAAGAGAGUUGUGUUCCUUAAGCAGCUAACUUCUGGGUUGCUUUUGGUCACUGGCCCAUUCAAGGUUAAUGGUGUCCCUCUCAGGCGUGUGAACCAGGCCUAUGUCGUUGGAACCUCUACCAAGGUUGAUAUCUCUGGUGUCAAUGUUGACAAGUUCGAUGACAAGUACUUUGCCAAGGCUGCGGAGAAGAAGAACAAGAAGGGAGAGGGAGAGUUCUUUGAGGCAGACAAAGAGGAGAAGAACGAGCUGCCUCAAGACAAGAAGGACGACCAGAAGACCGUUGAUGCAGCAUUGAUUAAAUCGAUUGAGGCAGUACCAGAUUUGAAGUCGUACUUGGCUGCCAGGUUCUCUUUGAAGGCUGGGAUGAAGCCUCAUGAGCUUGUGUUCUAAGCCAACGGUGUUUUAGAAUCUAUCUUUUGUUGUCAGCUGGAAUUUUGGUUCGAGACAUUUGUUCUGGAAAGGUUUGUACUUGAGAGUUUUGAUUGUGUGAUAGACGAGCUCCCUUUAAAUCAAACAAGAUAACUGGUUUUGCAAGGCACUCCACGUUUUAUUCAAUUCCUAUUUUCUGGUUCUACUUCAUCUUAGUUAGAUUUCGUAUGUAGUACUCAGUUAUUGCAAGUAUUAUGGACCAGCUCUAUCAAACUGUCGUGUUUUUUGAACGUUGACUAUUCAACAUAUCGAAGAAACCCUUUAAAACUUGUUGGUCUUUCGUUGA
This is a messenger RNA of Linum tenue, 1174 nucleotides long. NCBI's taxonomy places the organism in Eukaryota, Viridiplantae, Streptophyta, Magnoliopsida, Malpighiales, Linaceae. The record is from the annotation of a GenBank genome assembly.